AAGGAAAGAGAAGGCUGACUAUGAAUCUGGAAGGUGGUGCAGGGGGGUACACCGAAGACUUCCUUAAAAGGAGCCGUUAGUUGGCAUGUGUAUUAGGAAAGCAAUCUUAUUUUGAUCAAAUUAUCGUACUUCUAAAUAUUAUAGCAAUAGAAAAUGGGGAAAUGGUAAUGAAAUUAAAUUGAAGAUCGUUCAAUAAAUGUGUAGCUAUAAAUAGCUUUGUGGCAAUUAAAUUCUCGUCUUUGUUUGAGUGAUCUCCCUUGUUGGGUCGAUUGUCAGACCAGAAGAAGCUGUGUGUCGAAGUAGUCAGAUCGAAAUGCCGAAAGAGAAUCCUCCGAGUAAGCCAGCGGCAUCUCAGCCACCAGCUCCUCCUUCCCGUUCUGCAUCUCAAAACGAAAAUGAAACACCAAAAGAACAACCGAAGAGUGCUUUUGAAGAUACGAUGGUAUUGUCAUUGGUGCAACGAUUCUUUAAGUCGGCCGUUGUUACUUUCGGAGUAUGGCUAGUCGGUUAUUUCAACUUCAGUUUCAGCUGGUUAUUGCUGGCACUUGCUGUGUACGGUUGGAGAGAAAGAUUCACCCAGGUCAGAGAUAUGCAAAUCGAAAUUUCGCAGACUGCGGCCCGUGACGAGAAGAAAUCUAUACUAGCCCGUGUGGAAGAUCUACCAUCAUGGGUGUACUUCCCCGAUGUUGAGAGAGCUGAGUGGAUUAACCAUAUACUCAGUCAAGUUUGGCCAUAUGUUGGUGUUUACGUCCAGAACUUACUCACCACAACUGUUGAACCAAAGAUCAAGGAGAAUUUACCUGCAGCUUUACAGUCAUUUAAAUUUGAGAAGAUUGAUUUGGGUGAUAUUCCUCCAAGAGUUGGUGGAGUGAAAGUCUAUUCUGAAAGGGUCAAGCGAGACGAGAUCUACAUGGAUAUUGAGAUUCUAUAUAGCAGUGACGCAGAUGUUGCUGUCAGUAUCAAAGGUAUCACUGCUGGAAUUAAAGACCUCCAGAUUCGAGGGACCUUACGAGUUGUCUUCAAGCCCCUCAUGAAUGUCAUGCCUCUGUUUGGUGGAUUAAAUGUCUACUUUCUGAACAACCCGUCUAUUGACUUCAACCUGACAAGUUUGGCUAAUGCUUUCGAUGUCCCUGGUUUCAGUGAAAUGUUGCGUAGUAUCGUACAAGACCAAAUAUUUUCAAUAAUGGUUCUUCCCAACCGUAUUUCUGUGCCUCUUGCAGAAAAUGUUGAUGCCAACAGGUUGAGGUAUCCAUUACCAAAGGGUGUUUUGAGAAUCCAUAUGCUUGGAGCUGCAGAUCUGAAGAGAGCUGACUUUGGUGUGUUGAAGAAAGGGUCUUCAGAUCCUUACUCUGUUCUAAGGAUUGGAUCUCAAAAAUUCAAAACCAAGACCAAGAACAACACUCUUACUCCAGUUUGGGACGAAUCAUUUGAGGCUGUCAUUGAUGAAAAAAGUGGGCAAUACAUGGACAUUAAUGUAUUUGAUGAAGAUCCUGGUAACAAAGAUGAUGAACUUGGAAAUGUCAGUCUGGAUAUAGAACCAGUUUCCAAGAAAGGUGUAAUGGAUGCUUGGCUCCCUCUCCGAGAUAUUGAGAGUGGAAUGGUCCAUGUGAAAUUAGUAUGGUUGAACCUUUGCAAUAAUCCUACAGAGAUUGACAGGGCUUUGAAACAGAUGAAGAGUGAAUCAAACAACUCAGAAAAUUUAUCAAGCUGUAUCUUGAUGGCAUGUGUUGAUUCUGCCAAAGAUUUACCUAAAGCGAAGAAAUCAUUAAUGGAACCAAGCCCAUAUGUUGAAUUGGUGUUGGGCCAACAGAAAGAAAAGACUAACAUACAGACCUCCACAAUUAAUCCCAAAUGGGCAGAGAAUUUCAGAUUUCUUGUUCAUGAUCCUUACUUUCAAGAUCUCACUGCCUUGGUUUAUGAUAAAAAUACUAGCAAACUGAUCGGAGAGUGCAAAAUACUUUUGAAAAAUCUCCUUUCUGCAACAGACAUGACGAUAGACCAAAUGUUUGAUAUGAAAGGAGGCGACUCAACAUCAACAUCGAAACUUCGAUUGCAACUAGUUUUGCGAAUUCUCUCCAAUGAAUAUAAGGAUGAGUGGCAGGAAACUGAAGAUUUAUUGCUCUCAGAAGAUAAACUCCCUUCCAAAACCGAUAAAUCAGUGGAAAACCUUGAGGAUUUGUCGUCCCAUAUGGAUAGUUCUGUUGAUCCAGUUAGUGUCUAUGAAUCAGCUUCUGCUCCACUUGAGGCCAGCCACCUCUCAAGUGACUUGGAUGAUUUGGCAACCCAAAGCCCUUCCAUGGAAGGACUGAGGCAAAGAAAAUCACUCUCCCCAAGCAUUGAAAGUGCUGGACAACAUGGACGUGGUCGAAUUCAACUGACCCUCCGAUAUAGCUGCCUCAGACAAAAACUGGUGGUUGUUGUCCACAAAUGUGUUAACUUGCUGCCCUGUGAUGAUGAUAACCUUGCAGACCCUUAUGUCAGGAUGUAUCUGCUCCCAGACAAAAGUAGCACCAGCAAGAGAAAAACUGAAGUGGUUAAAAACAGUCUGAAUCCCAUCUAUGAUUUAACCUUUGAAUUUGCUGUAGCCCCUGGUGAACUGGCCACCCGCACACUGGAUAUAGCAGUCAAGCAUAACAAAUCCAUGUUCUCUAGUGAUCGCCAGAUCAUUGGUGUGGCCUUCAUACAGCUCCACAAUAUUGAAGAUUCAAAAGCUGUGACUGACUUUUUUGAUCUUCAACCAGAAGACUGUGUUGAGAAAAUCUCAAUUGAUUCAGAAAAUUAAUAUAUUUUCAAUUUUUUUUAUUUAUAUAUUUUUUUCUGUGAGUUCAGUUUUAUUCAAAAUUUAUUGACAGUUGCAAAUAUGCUUUUUUUUUUUUCAUUUCUCAAUUAUUUUUGCUGCUAACACUAACAUAUCAAUAUGUUCCUGCAAACACUAUUUUCUUAUUUCUUUGGCUCCAUCAACAUAAGCAAAGGAAGUAUUUCUUAUCUUUGCUACUUGAAAUUCGUUCAACUGCUUCAAUUUCUAGCAGGUAAAGGGAACAAAAUACUUAUAACACUUUUGCAUUUGAACAUUUCUCAAAGUUUAACAACUGAUUCUGUAUAUAGCUUGUUUCCAUAUGUCUUGCUAUCUACCAAGUUGGCAUUUAGUAUCAAAUUCUUAUAAAUACAAUAUUACAGCUCUAUUCAUUGAUUAUUCCAUCUCGUUAAUAUGAUCAGCUGGACUCAUUUCACUUUAAAUGAGCCUCAUGUGAUGACUUAUAAUUAAAUUAAAUUGUAAAACAAACGAAAAACAUUAAUUUUUAUGAUUUUACUCAGGUCUUUUUGACCAACAAUUAUUUUACUCCAUCCUUCUAAUAUUUUAUUGGAAAACACAUUCAGCAUUGACCGACUGUAAAAUCUGCGUUGACUUCAAACUCUGAAUUAUUUUUGGUCACUUAAAUAUUAUUACUCAUGAUAAAUGUGUAAAAUUUGUAUUUUUUUAACUUCUUCAAAAUAAUUCUGUCCAUGUAAACUUUUUGUGAAAAAUGCAAAUUGUAAACUCAUUUUGUUAUUAAUUACUCUUCCAUGACAACUACAAUUUUGAUUUCUGUUAUCAAACCCAUUUAAUAUUCUGCUGGUCAUAGACUACUGAGCUGCCAGUGUGCUUACAGUCAAUACUGGUAUCAAUUUAAAGCUAAUACAUAUAGUUUAUAUUGAUCAAUUACUUGUAUGUUGUAUCUUCAACAACAACAACAACAACAAUAAUAAUAAUGAUGCUGCUGGUGGUGUUUGUCUCCUCCUGCAGUAGUUCAGCCUAUGGAAACCUUUCAUCUCAGUCCUAUAGAACUAAGAAAAUUCUUCUAAGUUAUUUAGUGAUUUAAAUUUAUGCUGCAGUCAGUUGCAUCUUUUAUGACACCUGUUUGUCACUUGAAGGACAUUGCCAGCAAGAUUUAAGUGACUUUGAGGAGGAAAAAUUGCAGUGUGGGGGAAAGGUCACCAUCAACAUUUUUCUUUUUGUUCUGCCAGUAGGCAGACACCUUAAUAUCUCAGCUAAAUAGAGCUUUUAUGGUGUUUCAAAAACAAGCUCUUAUUCUGUUUUAUUUUAUAAAUUCUUAUUUUUGUGUUGCUAGACUGUUUUUUGCUUAAUUACUACUGCACUCUAAUUUUUCAUAAUUGCUUCUUUAUUAUGGAAAUAUUUAUCCGAUGGAGGAAUGUCAGAAAAUAUUAGGUUGUUUAUAUUUUAUCAAUAUAUUAGCAUAAACACACAAAGCAUUUAAUCAUUGAUGCUAUUUACUGUGUUUUAUUUUUCUAUACAUAUAUUUUGUUUCUUUCAUUAGUUAGUCUAUAUACACAUAUACAUACAUACAUACAUAUAUAUACCUAUAUAACACAAUGUAAUUAUUAUUAGUUGUUUCACUAUGAGCACUCUAAUUUUGCUUGUGCCUUACUUCAGUAAGAGAAAUAUAAUCCACAGCUGACAUGUGAUUUGAAUAAAAACACAAAAUACAUUGUUUGUUUCUUCUCGGACAAACUGCUUUAAAAUUGUUAAAUAUUUAUAUUCAUUUGCUACACUUAUCCAUAUAGUUUACAACAAGUAGUGCUAAAUGAUUUUAUUUUUUUAUGAUAGCAAGUCCCUGUUCUUAAAUAUACAACAUAUAAAUCAAAACAAAAUGAAAUUUUUAAUUCAUGUUACAUUUUUGUUCUGCUUAAUUAUUUUUCUAUUUCAUUGUUCUCUUCAAACCAUGUGAGUUGUGUUGCUUUUGUUUUAAAACUUAUUUCUGAAGAUAUUUUGAAGAAAUUUAUUGAACAUUUUGGACGGUUGUAAUCUUAUAACACUAACUUAUACUAAAAUAAUUAAACAACAUUUAUCUAUUGCUUUUUUUCCCCCUAAAACAGCAAAGUGAUAAUUAAAAAAAAAAAUGGAUUAAUUGAAUUCAUAGUGCUUUUUUUUUUUUAAAAUGGCAAUUAAUACUGAAUUGUUUAAAGAUAGUAAUCAUUAUAUACAGGGUUAUGAAUUUAAAGAAAUAUAAUUUUGUAACUUUUGUGAUUUUUCCUUUUCCAGUAUGGAAUACUUUUUUAUAUUAAGAACUCAAUACUCAAAGGAUUAUUCCUUUUUUUUUUAUGGUAAAAUUGCUGAACUUUUAUUUCAUUGCAUUCAUUCUUGAAUCUACUGAUAUAAUAAACCUCAUCUAUUUCAGAACAAAUCAGCUAAAUAAGUAGGUGGAAAGGGCAAUGUUUCCGUUUCUCUGUUCAUAUUCCUCCUUUGUAAGUCUGCAUUAGCAUAAAUUCUUCUAAAGGAAGAAUUUAAAUAUUAGUUGGGAAACUCAUUGCAGUAAUAUUUCCUCAAAUGAGCCACACGGUACUCGCAGAGGAAGACUUACAUUUGGUUGUGGAGUAAAAUCUUGCAUAGAACCAUUGGAAAGACAAUAAUUGUAAAAAAAAAAGACUAGUUUGAAAACCGAGUUAUUUUUAAAAAUUAAAUUUUUGAUAUUUCUUAAAAGAUCUGAGAUGUUUUAGUGACACCCCUCCUCUUUUUGAAUAUUUAUUAUAAUAUUAGGUAUGAGGUAUUUGUGUUUUAUUAAGUCCAGCAUACUCAAGAAUUUUUUUACUAAUUUAUUAGUCAUUUUUCUUUUAAAAUUUCAUCUCUGAACCUUGCCUGUAACUUACUUGAAGUAAAAACAUGAUGGAGGUUAAACCUUGUCUUAUUCAGAUCUGGUGUUUUUUUUUUUUAUUCUUUAGUGAAGCUCUUAAUGAUUCUGUUACACCUUUUGCUAUUUGUCAAAUGGUGAGCUUCACAUUAGUGAUUGUGAAGUUUCAACUUCAAAUGUCUAUCUAUUGAUUGAUUAAUUGAUUGAUUGAUCUAUCUAUGGACUGGUCUAUCUACGAACUGGUCUAUCUAUGGACUGGUCUAUCUACGGACUUGAUGCAAAGAAGUAUGUAAGAUCCUGUAUGUAUUGGGAGGUGGGUGGGACUGUACAAGGUGGUGGUAUUAGUAGUAGUAGUAGCAGUGAUAAUAGCGAUACACAAUAAAAUUAAGCCAUACCUAUGCAACAGAAACUUGUUCUUAUAGAAAUCAGAUUUUGUUUACAUAUUGCUACCAAUGGAGGUCAAAAUCUUCUUUUCUCUCUCUCUCUUUUCUCUCUCUCUCUCUCUCCACACACACAACUGGAUAACUACAAGCAUACACAUAGAAAUGGGAGAGAACAGAAUAUUUAAUUAAUCUUUUUGUAACUAUUUCUUUAGAGAGAAUUAAAUACAGGAAGAUGUUUCCAUUCGUAAGCUGGAGUUUGGAACAAAAAGUUCUGACACAGAAUUAUUAUGGAAGAUUUCAAUUGAAAUAUGAACACUCAAAUGAAGAAGGUUUUGAUUUUCAUAUGACUCAAAAUGAAAUCAAACUAGCUGAUUGGCAAAAAGCUAAAGUAAUUAAGGCUAAGAAUGGUCAGAGUAAUGAAAACUUACAGCAAUAAUCUGGUAAAGAAGCAACUGUUCUGUGACAAACACAACAGUGAUUAGCAUAUUUGUGUUCAAAUCUGCCAACACAUAUUAAAAAUAAGUAUGCAAAUCAUUGUUUACUUGUUUCAGUCAUUUGACUGUUAAACAUUUUAGAAUUUCUUUCACUUUCAAGGAAUAUAUGCAUGUGUCAGUGUGUGUGUGUGCGUGUACCAUGUAAAAAGCACCCUGUACAUUCUGUAAAGUGGUUUGCAUUAGGAAGGCCAUCCAGCCAUAGAAACCAUUCCAAAACAGUAAUGGCUCCUGGUGUAGCCUCCGGCCUUACCAGCUUCUGUCAAACUGUCUUAACCCAUGCCAGCUUGGAAAAUGGACAUUAAAUGAUGAGGAUGAUAGUGUGUGUGUGUGUAUGUAUGUAUGUAUAUAUAUAUAUACACACACACACAUAUAUAUAUACACACAUAUAUAUGUACACAGAUACACACUGACAUAUAUAUAUAUAUGAACUAAGGACACAAAUACUCAGUAUAAUAUAGCCUUUAUGUAUAUAUGAUAUUUACAAUCUGCAUUUAAGUUCCUAUUUUUUGGUGUUGGGAGUCAAAUGUUCAGAUUUCUUUAAAGUUGUCUUUAUAAUUUGUAAAACCAUUUCAUCCUUUUGUAACUUAUCAACCAGCUAUAAUUAUUAACCAAGGUAUGAUGUUGCUAUUUUUAGAAUUUUUUUUCUUUUAUAUAUAUGUAAUCAAUAAAUUUUAAAUUGAAGCAAUAAAA
Molecule: messenger RNA, 7194 nt
Organism: Octopus bimaculoides (California two-spot octopus)
Lineage: Eukaryota; Metazoa; Mollusca; Cephalopoda; Octopoda; Octopodidae
Product: extended synaptotagmin-2
Biological process (GO): lipid transport
Cellular component (GO): endoplasmic reticulum membrane
Molecular function (GO): phosphatidylcholine binding; calcium-dependent phospholipid binding; calcium ion binding
Source: RefSeq, a predicted model, not a curated record